CCACAACACCAGAUGUAAACAGUUGUGUUGUGUGUGUGAUGGAGGGCGACUGUGCUCUCCUCGGGAGGACGACACUGCAACACAACCACGCAUUUGAGCUGUGACUCGACCUCUUAUAUUCCUCUAAUAGGAAUAUGCUUUCAUCUAUAGGCCUACGUCGACGCAUAUGAGUGAAGAUGAAAGUAUAUGGCAGAAGAAAAGAUUCUUAAGAUGCUAAUACUGGACAGCCAGCAUGGGAAAACACAGCCAAAGAAGACAACUAGUACACAGCAGGUGGGAGAGAAAGGCCAUUCCUCAGAGAACUUCAGGCUGGCUGGAGGAGGUAACUAUAGAGCAGUGUGACAGCCCACAGAUAGAUGAAGCAGAUAAUGAUCCAGCUGAUGCCAAUGGAGAAGACGUUGGCAAGGAUCAAAACUCAAGAAAUGUAGGUGAACUGCAUAUUGAGGAAGUAGACGAGUGUGGAACAAAAUUUGUCGUUCACAAUUCACAGGUCACUAAGAGAGAAAAACAUCAACAUUGUCAUCGAGUGAGAAACAAAUCCAGUAGCAGCCAUCGUCCACCUCUCGAGGUGUGGACACGACGUACAGGCAGACCUUCUUGCCCUGUCAAUAGUGAGAGAACAAUACUAACUGAAAGGAAAACAAUUCUUUAUGGACAAACUCCAGCUGCCAUGUGCCAAAUCCAAUUAAAUGCCAUGGCAGAAGCUGCAGGAAUGUCAGUAAGUGAAUUUGCAAGACAUAUAAUGGCAGGUGACACGCACAAAACUUUGCAGCUUCUGAGAGAGUUCCACACGCCUCACGUGCCUCAACUUACCCAGCUAUUUGAUGAGCUUGAUGCUUGUGCCUUGUCAGAAAGCCCCUCAGAACAGCCGAAUCAUGGCAGUGGAAACUUCUUUUUGGAUGAUGAAGCACUUGUUGAGAAUGAAGAAUACUUUAUAUCAAAUAGGAAAGCUGUUGCAAGAGUUGAUUGUAACACCUUAAAAAAUAAUAGAGUUGGGUGCAAGACUUCAUUAAGAGCCGAGUCAAGGAAAUGUGACACAUGCACAACAAUUCCAAGUGUUAGUAGAGACAAAAAUUAUUUAAACAAUAAGAAUUCUGAGCAAAAUGAUAAUUGUUUAGAGUUGGAGGAAGUGAACUCUUUUAAGAAAAAUGGCUCGAGUGUCAAAGUAAGAGGCAGGAAAGGAUUUAAUCUAACUCCAAGAGAGGUAAUAAUGGAUACCAUUACUGUCAUACCAGACACAGAGAGUGAUGCUACUGCAGGCAGUGAAAGUGACUCGGAGAUGGUUGUUAAUGAUUUAAUUCCACACGUACCACAGCCAAGUGAACACCAACUGGCACGUGCUCAUAUGGUAAAGCCUUCACACCUUAAUAGAAUUAGUGUUAAAAGUAGUAGCUUACUUUCUGAUCCUCCAACUUUGUCAACUGCUUCACUUGGUUUUCGAAAAAGCCAGUUAAGAGAAGAGAGCUCCGAUUUAAAUUCAUUUGAAAGACAACAAAAUCCCACACAUGAGAUUUCUACUCAACAAACAAACAAAAUGCAUGACAGUGAUUACAAUACAGUGUUGGCUGGAUUAUUUGAAGAUGAAUUAUCAGCACCUCAAGUUCUUGAAAGUAAUCGGCAAACAAAAAUUAUAAAUAACAAUUCACACAAUCUUCAGUCAGACAAAACAGAAUUGUGUGAAAAUAAUCCAAGGAAUGCAAACAGUACUGGGUACUACAACAGAGUAUUGGAUACUCUCCUAUUUGGGGAAUGCACUCCUCUUCCACCUUUACAGUCGGGGUGCCAUAAUAAGACUGCAACUAGCAUUGAACAAACUCGUCCAACUCUUGCAUCAUCUCAGGAUAAUUUUACUGCCAGCUCCAGUCAAUACUCAUCAUCUGAUAUUGAUAAAUUGUUGUUUGGCUCACCACCAGAGGAAGUAAAUAAAGAACUCAAGGGAAAGGUCAAACAAUGUUUACAAACUGCAAGUGAUCAGCAAAGUCAAAGGCCCAUAACAUUAUCCCAAGAGUUGAGUGAAUCUCCAUGGGCAACUCUUGGAAUUUAAUCGACUUGUACAGAAUAUGUUUAAGAAAGAUAAAAAUCACAAUAAUUUGCAUGUGAUUCUUUAGUACUAUUUAAAGUAAAGUAAAAUGAUAUUUUGCCUAAAUGCAUAAUUUCACGAGUUUAUUCAGUGGCAAUUUUAUUUCUUAUUAAGUAGUAAUAUUUCUUUCAUAUAUUUUGGAUCUCACAUAUAAUGUAUGCAAGAUUUUAAUAAAUAUUUUAUGAAU
Molecule: messenger RNA, 2267 nt
Organism: Procambarus clarkii (red swamp crayfish)
Lineage: Eukaryota; Metazoa; Arthropoda; Malacostraca; Decapoda; Cambaridae
Source: RefSeq, a predicted model, not a curated record